Molecule: messenger RNA, 1624 nt
Organism: Gossypium raimondii (Peruvian cotton)
Lineage: Eukaryota; Viridiplantae; Streptophyta; Magnoliopsida; Malvales; Malvaceae
Product: E3 ubiquitin-protein ligase BOI
Exons: 5
Coding region: 445-1461 (338 amino acids)
Molecular function (GO): ubiquitin-protein transferase activity
Source: RefSeq, a predicted model, not a curated record
UUUAUUGCUUAGAAAAACAGAAGCAAAACCAAAAGCAGUUCACUUUUCCAUCGUUUCUACCCAUUUUUUGCUUAUUAUUUAUUCAUUUUCAAUAAUUCUAUGCUCUCCAACUCCCACUCUCCGUUCCAAAUUCCCCUUUCCCUUUCCCUUUCCCUUUCCCUUUCUCUGUUUUAUUUAUUUCUUCUGCCCUUUCUCUAACCGUUCGUUUCUCUCCUUUGUUUUUUUUUGUAAUAAUCAAUCUUUCAACCUUUGAGGCCAAUUCCGUCAGAUCCUAAAUGAUCGCUUCCCCUCUUUGAUUUCUUCCCCAUAAACGUUACAUUUUCAGGAUCUGGGCUGUUUCUUUUGUUGGAAUUCAUUCCAUAUUGCUUUCAGGCAAAUUCUGAUUUGUGGGUACUCCUCAGAGAGCUAUAUAAAUCACAGUAAUAUUUAGAUUUUAUAUAGGAAAUGUUAGGAGGCAACAACAGUAAUUCUGUGCUUCCCAUUUUCCUGGAUGAGAAUCAUCUUCAAUAUCAGAAUCAGACUAAUGGAUCAAACCAACUGCAGUUAUUUGGAAGCUUGCCAGCUGGGUGCAAUGUUGAUCCUGUGAAUUAUUUUGGAAAUGAACAUCUUGCUCCCAUGAUUCGACCCAAUAAAAGAGGCAGAGAAACAGAAGACAUUCAAAGGCAGCAAAAGCUACAAAUUUCCUUGAAUUACAACAUCUGUAAAGAGGAAGCUGACUGUUCAGCUGGCAUUCCAAAUCCUAAUGCCGUGUCAACUGGCUUACGGCUAUCAUAUGAUGAUGAUGAGCGAAAUUCAACUGUGACUUCUGGUAGUGGAAGCAUGACACAAGGACCAUCAAUGAUCUUGUCACUCGGUGACAACAUUAGAAGUGAACUUGAUCUUCAGAAAGAAGAGUUUGAUCAGUACAUCAAAAUUCAGGAAGAGCAUCUGACAAAGGGAAUAAGAGACAUGAAGCAGAGACACAUGGUUUCUUUUCUUGCUGCUAUUGAGAAAGGCAUCAGCAAGAAGCUUAGGGAGAAAGAUAUGGAACUAGAGACUAUGAAUAACAAGAAUAGAGAACUGGUUGAGAGAAUAAAGCAGGUGACUGCAGAAGCACAUAAUUGGCAUUAUAGAGCAAAAUACAACGAGUCAGUUGUUAAUGUGUUGAAGAGCAACCUUCAGCAAGUAAUCUCACAAGGUGCUCAACACGGGAAAGAAGGUUUUGGAGAUAGUGAAGUUGAUGAUGCGACCUCCUAUAUUGAUCCGAACAACUUUCUCAGUAUUCCUCUUGGGGCUGCAAAAUGUGUUUCCAAGGGCAUGAAGGAACACAUUAUUUGCAGAGCAUGCAACGCAAAGGAGGUGUCCAUUUUGUUGAUGCCGUGUAGGCACCUCUGCUUAUGUAAAGACUGUGAUUUAUCAAUCAAUGUUUGCCCUGUAUGCCAGGUAACGAAAACUGCUGGUGUCCAAGUGUACUUAUCCUAAAACUGUGAAGCAAAUUCUUGAAAAAAGAUGAAAAAUUUAUACCCUUACGUGUGUGUGUGAGAGACAUCCAGCAUCCCCCCCCCCCCCCUUCUCCUAAUAGAGACAAUGUAUGAAAAGUAAACCAUUUUCAUGAAAUGGAGUAUGCAAAAGCAUCCUUUGUUCA